AACGCGAUGGCGCUUCGUGUGCGGGAUUGCCAGAACAGAACAGCGACGGAGCUGGCGGCCGAGAACGGUCACACGGCGAUCACGGAAGAAUUGAAUCGACUCGAAGCGAGGAGGCAAGACGAGAGGCUAUUCUUGCGGCCCGCCAGCCCUAGUCCUAGGAGGCCAUCUCAAGACAGCGGUCUCGAUCUGACGUUGUGUGGCCCCCCGCUGCUGGACAACAUGGAAUUGUUGCAAGAGGAUGACUCGUCAUUAGCCCUCAGCGAGCAGGGAAUGGAGAGCGCUCCGACCCCUCAGGAGACUGUAGGUCCGUACCUUCCUCGUUUCCCCUUCUAUUUGUCUGUCUGUCUGCCUGUCUAUCUGUAACUAUUCGUGUAAUCUAUGUGUGUUCUCUAAUUAAUACACUUUAUAGAUCCAUCGGCCUAGAUAAACAGUACUGCGCCUCCGGGCUGUGAUCCGUAGUCUUUCCUAGCUAAAA
This is a messenger RNA of Megalopta genalis, 475 nucleotides long. Lineage: Eukaryota; Metazoa; Arthropoda; Insecta; Hymenoptera; Halictidae. The record is from RefSeq and is a predicted model, not a curated record.